Petromyzon marinus (sea lamprey) is the source of this 3231-nucleotide messenger RNA. Lineage: Eukaryota; Metazoa; Chordata; Hyperoartia; Petromyzontiformes; Petromyzontidae. The record is from RefSeq and is a predicted model, not a curated record.
UGAACACAUGGCACCAUCAUCUGUUGUUGACUUCACAAAGUGGUUGACAAUAAGUGGCUCACGCGACCACGCAGCGAUGAAUGUUCAAGUGGAUUCUAUGCACGUGCCUAUAUUUUAACAGCUACAGCGUCGGCCACCGAAUCACGAACUGCAGUGGUGCACCACUUGUGCAAUAAGUGUGGAAAAGCUCUGUAUUGCUUGUUAUGCACGGUGCCACACUGUAUUUUUAGUGCGUGCUGUAAUUCAUGGUUACAAUGCAGUUUUCCCCGCACGUGUAUGUGUCUGCGUUGCUGCAUGAGCCGGCAACAUGAUGAGAGUUAAGAUGGGAAUUUCGCACGGUGACUUUUAUUUUGCCUCGGAGUAAAUCACCCGCAAUGCUUUCCCAUCUCGGAAGAAAAAGCAUGAAUGGACCGGGCUAUCGCAUGAAUAGGUUCGGAGUUACACUUCUGGCAGCAGAGGGCAAGUGCGCCAACAUUAAUUGUACUGUACUAAUGUACAUGUACGCCACUUGUCAAUCUACUGAUGCAUAAGGAAGGGCCCCUCCCCUGCGGGUCUUCUUGAUUUAUUUGGAUGAUACUUCGCCACGCUGGUUAGUGCGAGUUGCUAAAGUCAACGAGCAUAGACCUAUGAGCGCUGAAGUUGCCGGACUAAAAAAUGAUGUUGCGAUCAUAUAAAACCAGGGCCUAAUUUCUCACUCAUUAUGUCCCAGGUCCCUGGUUGACUCGGUGUAGGGACAUGGUCAGUAGCCACAGGCGUAGCGUGAGGUUUGCCGAUUGCAGUGCAGUGUCUUAUCGUAUGCGGGUGUAUAUUGUCCGGAUAGUGCUGAAAUUAAUUUCUGCAUAUGCCGACUCCUACACAGCUAUGUGCAUAUAUAUAUACACACACACGCACGUUUUCACGCAUGUGUACUCGCACUCACUCAAAGCCACAGGGAGGAUGGGGAAGAAGCAGAACAAGAAGAAGCCUGUGGCGGAAGAGGAGAAACCCGAGGAGGAGUAUGUGGUGGAGAAGGUGCUGGACAGACGCGUGAUGAAAGGCAAGGUGGAAUACCUCCUCAAGUGGAAGGGGUUCACAGAUGAGGAGAAUACGUGGGAGCCAGAAGACAACCUCGACUGUCCAGAGCUCAUCAACCAGUUUCUGGAAAGGCAGCGGCAAGCGUGUGAGGUAUCCGCUGAGGGAAACAACGGCAAGCGGAAAGCGGCCAGUAGAGAGGACGAUGGAGAUGUCCAGGCCAAGAAACACCAGGCAGAUGAUAACAAGACGAAGGGCUUUGUUCGAGGUCUGGAGCCAGAGAAAAUUAUUGGUGCCACAGACUCCAGUGGCGAGCUCAUGUUCUUAAUGAAAUGGAAGGGCUGCGAGGAGGCAGACCUCGUUCCAGCCAAAGAGGCCAAUCUCAAAUGCCCUCAGGUGGUAAUUUCCUUCUAUGAAGAGCGGCUCACCUGGAGCUCUGUUGGAAACACGGAUGAAAAGCCCAAGGACGAAUGAUGGAAUUGAACAGGCAUCCAAUGCCAGCCCAUUAUGUGUAAACAUGCUGUAGGUUUGAGGAGAACGUGAUGCCACGCAUUUGUAUGUAUUAUUUUAUAGUUUUGUCUGUUAUAUGUACAGAAUUAAACAGUUCUUGGCUUGAACUCUUGAGAUUCCCCCAAAGGUUAGUACUGUUUUGUUUCGAUGCACAGCGUUGCAUUUGCUAAAUGUAUAUUUUAUGCUACUAUUUGUUAUCCUUGAUCAAGGUUAGCAGUGUUCUAUUUAACCCCACGCUAAAUGCAUCAAAACCUCACUGGUAGCUUUAGAUACACAAAAGUACGUGUUUUAAAAAGAUGUGUGCAAUGUACAUUAUACUUUAUAAUUUUUGUGUGCAAUGUACAUUAAUGCUUUUAGAAAUUUGUAUAUGUUGACGUAACAGUGUCAAACAUGCAUUACAAUUUGCAGUAAAUGUAUUAAUGGUUGUCACUGGCUUAUUACAGUCUAAAUUUUGCUUGAUAUUACCACUGAAACCCUUACUAUGUUGCCACUUUGCUAUGAUGAAUAAAUAUCAAAAUGCAUAGAUUUUUCCAAAUCAAAUGCAUGUUUAACACAAGCCCUUCAUAAUUUCGUUUGUGUCAAACAUCCUAACUAGUGUUUGAGAUGCAAAAAUAUGUGUUAUACAGUAUUGUAAUAUAGGUAUUACUAUCCUGAUGUAGGGAUUAUUGUUGUGAAGUGGUUCUGCCAGAUAGCUGGAAAUUAUGUAAUAUUGAACAUUGCCUUUGAAACACGGUUUCAUUUAUUGGCCUAGAACUUUUUGGUGAACAUUGAAAAUGUUCCGAUGUCUUGAUUUCUAACAGGAACGUCUCUGAUUUAAAGCUUUCGUGACUGCAGUGAUUCAUACUCUUGGUUCUUUCGGUAAAGUCACGUCGAAGGGAAACAUUAAAAUAAUAAAAUAUAUUUUAUAUUGUUAUAUAUUUUAUUAUUUUAUUGUUUCCCUUCAACGUGACUUUACCGAAAGAACCAAGAAUAGGAACGUCUCUAUCAAGGCAAUGUAUUUGGGUCAUUUAAUCAACAUUUUAAUCUGGCCAUAUGUUAAAUACAUUGUUAUUUUCAUAAAUCUUAGUCAUAUACAGUACUGUACUCGUCAUCUCCUUAAUGUUAAAUUUUAUCUCCAUUAUAUUAUGCAGAUUGUCUGCAACAUUUUUAUCUAUUUAUAAAUGGUAUCCAUCAGCCAUGUUCAAUCCACUGCUAGAUGAAGGUCUCCGUAAUCCGUCGCCGUCCCUAACUAUCUUGUAAUUAAUUGAUUUUACCUUCCUCUGGACGUCUUCAUGGAUGCGUUCCAAUCCCUUGGCUGUUCCUGUCAUGCUUUACGAUCUCCCAUCAUCCCUUUGAGCGAAGUGUCCUGCCCAAACCCACUUUUCUGAACAGAAUAUCCUCAAACUUCGUAUGUUAUUGAAUCCAUGUGCACUUCUUUCUAAAUGGUUGUAAUAUGCCUUACUGCUUUAUUUGAUGGUUCGUAUUGUUACUGCUUUAUGUUGAUGAUAUCCACACUCAUAGUUUUCUCAUGGUGUUAAACUAUUCUACAUGCCCAUUUUAUACUGUGCUCGGUAACCUAACAUUCACCAUUAUGUUCGUUAAGGUGUCGCUAAUGAGCAUUGGAAUGUUGAACAAGCAUUGGCGAUGUUCAGUUUUAAGAUGUUGACAUUAAAUGCGUGCAUUUAUCCACGUGGUGGCACUCCAUCCACGUGGUGGCACUUUUCACAUGCG